AUGGAGGAGCUUGACCUCUUCUUUGAGUAUCUUUACCCUCUUACACCUCUUGUCCACGAACCUAGUUUUCGGGACAACUUGGCCUAUUUUGUCCCAUCAGACCGCCCGCCACACCUGGAGAGAUGCCCCGAAGCCGCAUUCACGCUCAUUACUGCCGUCUGCGCAGAGGCGGCCUUUCUCCUACCAAAAGAUAUUUUUCCGAGCGGCGAAACCGUUGCCGGCAUCUUCCUGCAAGCCUCGCGCAACUGUCUUGCCGGGUACCUCGAGGCAGACCUCGAGAAUCCCAACGCCAGCUCCAUCACCAUCCGGUACUUUCACUCCAACUGCGUCCACGCCUCUGGCAAGCCCAAGUUUUCGUGGCACAUUUUCGGAGAAGCCACGCGGCUGGCGCAAGUCAUGAGGCUGCAUGACGAGGCCAGCUACAAAGGCCUCUACCCAAUCGAGGCAGAGAUGCGGCGCCGCGUGUUUUGGAUAGUAUACAUGGGCGACAAGUCGGCCGCCAUUCUCAACAGUAGGCCAAUCACCAUGCACAAGUACUCGUUUGAGUGCGGCGUCACGGCUGCGUACCCUACUGGCAUCGAGGAAGAGUCGCAGACGCCAAUCUCGCCAGACAGCGUUUGCUCGACGGAACCUGCUGCUACCAGGCGCCAGAAACUCAUACUCGGCUUCAAUGCUAAUAUUCGACUUUGGGGCGCGGCGUCUGAUUUACUGCUCGCCCUUCGCAUCAUGGAAGACCAGUCGCAACUCUCGAGGGGAGACGGUCUAAUCAACACCCUGAGCGCGAGUCAGCGCGAGAUUAUUGACCCGCUGUACAUUUCAUUCAUUACAAGUCUGGAUAAUCUGCCAUCUUUUCUAAAAUUGCAUUCUUUUACGCCAACCUCGAAAUCUGAGACUUUUGAGUCGCAGCAGUUCUUGAUACAGUGUGCAAAUCUGCAAGUGUCGAUGCAUUGUUUACGAAUGGUCAUUGUACAAAAGUUUGAGCACUUGGCAUAUCUCACUGCCGGCAUAGAGCAGACAGAUCUUCAAAAGACGGACAUUGUGAGGGACGCGCUGCGGGUCAUACAUGAAGUGCCAUUCUGGGCUAUUCAAGUAAACGGCGAGCCUUAUGUAGAAAAGCUACGAUUGAUUGGCGCCAGCUUAAUGGCGAUAAUUCAUCGGAAUCCAGAUUCGCCCAUUGCGGCACGCGCUCGUGGGGACUUUGAUAUUUUGUUGGACGUUUUGACGAGGCUAGAUUCCAAGGCGUCUGAUGCACUUCGCAACAAUUCUUCUUGGAUAUUGUGA
Messenger RNA from Beauveria bassiana ARSEF 2860, 1281 nucleotides. RefSeq names its product C6 transcription factor, putative. Gene Ontology annotation, molecular function: DNA binding; zinc ion binding. Bases 1 to 1281 code for a protein of 426 amino acids. Gene Ontology annotation, biological process: DNA-templated transcription. Lineage: Eukaryota; Fungi; Ascomycota; Sordariomycetes; Hypocreales; Cordycipitaceae. The record is from RefSeq and is a predicted model, not a curated record. The transcript is spliced from 3 exons.